Messenger RNA from Mycena indigotica, 894 nucleotides. RefSeq lists its product as uncharacterized. The record is from RefSeq and is a predicted model, not a curated record. The transcript has 2 exons. Lineage: Eukaryota; Fungi; Basidiomycota; Agaricomycetes; Agaricales; Mycenaceae. Bases 1 to 894 code for a protein of 297 amino acids.
AUGCCGACGAUAUCUGCGCGUCUGGACUCGUCUCCAGUUGCGAUACCGUCUUCCCCACCGCGACUGAAACGCUCCGUCUCGGUGGCAUCGUCUCUACCCACCCCGCCGCGUACAGUCACAAAACGCAAACGACGAACCAGAUCUCUUCACAGUGACGACGAAGGACUUAGCUCGGUUGACGAGGCUAGCGAUGAGGCUCCGGACAUAAACGAACGGCUUUCAAAGGAAGCUGAAGAGGAGGAGGCGUUUUGGCGGUCCCAAACCCAACCAAAGUCUGAGCCUGUCAAUGGUGAAACCGAGGACCAAGACCAUCCGUUGGUGUAUAGACGACUCCAACAGGCCAGCUCGCAAACCUUCAUUCUUCCCGUCUCUCCGCCGCCCUCCCAUCGUAAACCCAAACCACGGGUCAAGCAGAAAGUGCGGGUGCCGCAACCGACUUCAACCUCACCACCUUCCACGCCACCUGCGAAACGUCGCAAGCUUGACCUUCCUCGUGACGAGGCUAACAACCCAUUCCUUGCAACGCCACUGGAUGGCGAACUCGAAGUGGCACCAGCCAGUGCACCGAGCGUGAUCGACGAAAAGCCGACCAUGACUUUUGUUUAUCGAGGUGUUAAACGCGAAUUUCCCAACCCAUACUACGACAAGGCUAAGGAUGAGAAUCCAAACUCACUCUUGCCGCCCGAACAUCCGGAUUUCGAGCCAGACGAACGAGGUGUUAGAAAACUGUUGUUCAAAGUCAAGAAGCACACAGUUUCCACGCCGAAGAAUGGUAGUCCAACCCGCCGCGCCGUCGAAGUCGCGCGCGGCAAAAGUCCAACUGCAGCUCCCAAAGCAGCUGCCAUGAGAAGUCGUGUCAAGGGAACGGUCACUCACAAGAAGGACGACGCGUAG